AUGAAAUACACAGUGUCUUUUGAUCAAAAGACUCUAAUAGAUCUUGUUGAUGAUGAGGAACUUGCAAAUCUUUUUCAAUAUAAUGAGAGGAGUGGCCAUGUCUAUAUAGCAUGUAAAAGGAAUGGCAAUGCAGAAGAAGCAAGUGGUGAUCCACAAAUCAUGCAUACAAGCGUGAGGCAGCCAGAACAAAGCUCUUUUUCUCCAAGAAAUUUCAAUAAUGAACCUGAACUUGCAUCUCAUCAAAAUGGUGUUACUUAUGAAAGCUGUGGGGGACCUAGUAGCACACCAUGUGGAGUACAAAGUGCACCCACACCUUUUCCUGAGUUGAACUCAUUGAAAUGGAAAGAGAUAUUUUCAGGCUUAUCACAAAUCUUUCCGAACGCUGAUGCUUUCAAACGGCUGCUACACAAAUAUAGUAUUGCUAACAAGUUUCAAUACAAGUUUGUGAGGAACAACAAAGAAAGAAUGUCUGUGAAAUGUAAAAUCGAAGGAUGUCCUUGGAAGAUAACUGCAAAUGCAGUAGGAAAGAAUACCCCUUUCCUUCAUGUGACGCGAUUCAAUAAUGAGCAUGUUCACCAUGCACAAGAUUGUCUUCAAGUAAACCAUGGGGGAAGAGCUGCUCUAACAUUAUCUAUUAUUAUUGAAGAUGUAAGAUCACACAUAGAUAAGCGCCCUAGUGAAAUUAUGAAGACAUUACAGAGAGAAUAUGGAGUAAAUCUGACAUAUAAACAAGCAUAUGCUUCUAAAUUAAAAGCAAUGGAGGAUAUUCAAGGCAGACCAGAUCAAUCUUAUAUGCUUAUACCAUGGAUAUGUCAACGACUAAAGGAAAGUGAUUCGACAACAGUUGCUGAAUGGGAAGCUUCAAACAAUUACAUAUUUGAGCGUGUUUUUAUAGCAUAUGGUUGUUGUAUUGAGGGGUUCUUGGUUGGGGCAAGACAUAUAUUAUAUAUAGAUGGUACUCAUUUAAGUGGCCCAUAUAAAGGAACCUUGUUGUCAGCCUCCACAUAUGAUGCAGACAAUGAGUUACUACCAUUUGCAAUUGCUAUUGUGAAUGGGGAGAUAUUAGAGGACUGGACAUGGUUUUUAUCCAAGAUUAGACAGAUAACAGGGUCAAUUGAGCUGACCAUAGUUUUAGACCGUCAUAAUGCUAUAAUAGGAGCUGUACGAGUCAUAUUUGGUAGUGAUAGACAUGCAUUUUGCUAUUGCCAUGUGAAGGAAAACUUUAGUUCAGAAUGGUUGAAAAUAAAUAGAGGAAGGGGAAGGACAAGUGCUAAGAGUAAGGUUGAUGCACUAAAGUUGCUUGAUGAUAUUGCUUAUGCAAGACUUGAAACUGAGUUUGAUAAGGCAAUAGGACAUAUGAGGGAUAUGUCUCAAGAGUUAUUUGAAUGGCUUGUGAAUCAUGGUGAUAUUGAUAGGUGGGCUUUAAGUCAAUUCCCAUUUAAACGAUGGGAUAAUAUAACAACUAAUAUUGCUGAGUCAUUCAAUGCAUGGAUGGUGAAGGAAAGAAGGCAUAAUGUUGCACAGUUAAUCCAUGAACAUCGAGAAAAAGUAGCAAAGAAGAUGCACGCAUCAGCCAUGGCAAUCAGUAAGUGGAGGAAUGGUGUUGGGCCAAACAUCGAGGCUGUAUUGAUGGAAAAUGUGAUGAGAACUGAACACAUGUUUCCUGUAUCUUAUGGAGGGAAUAGGGCAUGUGUUCAUACAGCUUAUGGAGACUUAGAAGUUGAUCUAGGUUUACAUGAAUGCAGCUGUGGAGCAUGGCAAAUGUCAGGGAUUCCAUGUGCACAUGCUUGUGCAGCCAUCAAGCUUGCCCAUGGAAAUGUGUAUGAUUAUGUUGAGGAAUGCUAUAAAAUUACAUCUCAACAAAAGAUUUAUAAUCGGAGCAUGAUUCCAGUUGUGACAAUUGACAUGCCAGAUAUUAAUGACUAUAGGAUGGAAAAUAUUUUAGGCCAAACCUUCCUCCAACCACCCCGCACAAGUCGACCUCCUGGACGGCCAAGAAUUAAGCGACGUGAAUCACAAUUCCAAAAUAAGAAGACUUACUACUGUGGAACAUGCCAUGAAGCUGGUCGCACAAGAAGGACGUGCAAAAAUCCAAACCCAUGUUGA
Molecule: messenger RNA, 2106 nt
Organism: Neltuma alba
Lineage: Eukaryota; Viridiplantae; Streptophyta; Magnoliopsida; Fabales; Fabaceae
Exons: 2
Coding region: 1-2106 (701 amino acids)
Molecular function (GO): zinc ion binding
Source: RefSeq, a predicted model, not a curated record